UCAGAGGAGAACAGAGACCAAAACUUCUUCCCAUCUGGAGCCAGUUGAAUUCUAAAUCCUCAGAAGGCAGAACAGAGAUGGAAGGCCCAAUGUCUUCUGCGGUGAAGUGGACCGUUUUCUUGCUCAUCAUUCUGAACCUGACUCACUUCUACCAGGCCAAAGACUUCUGGACUCUCCAUGUGGACUAUCCCAAGACCAAAGCCUCGGGAAAACCACCCGAGUACUGCAAUAAUAUUAUGAGGCAAAGGGGGCUCAUUAACAAUACUUACUUAAGGCCUUUCCAUACCUUCAUCCAUGAGUCAAACAGUACCAUCCUCAAUAUCUGUGCUAACUCUACCAACCCCCACUAUGCUUCCUUUGCACCAAACUCUUAUGAAAGCCAAAAUCCCCUUCACCUGACAGAAUGUUGUAUCAAGACCUGUAGCCCUAAUUUUGUUUGUACUUAUAAGGAAGUAAUCAGAAUGUCAAAAAUUAGAUUAGCUUGUUUAAAUGGACACCCAGACCACUUAAUUACCUACAUUAAUUAUUCUCCCACAAAGAUUCUAAUUAAUCUCCUAUUUGGGGGCCCCCGUCGCUGACAACUUUUCUCCAGAUUUCGCUUUUUACUGAGUCUUGUGGGACCCCUCAUUGUUCCUCAGCUUCUACUCACCCCACCUGAAUUUCUCACUUUUCUCUGUUUUCAGAUAGAAGGCAAGCUCCUUAAGGGCAGGGAGUCCUCCAUUUAUGCUUUUAUAUCUCCAUGUUGGGAAUAGUUGUUGGUAUAGCAAUCUAAUCUGCAAGGGUAUUUACAGAGAAGUUAUGUACUUGAGUCUGUUGCAUUUACUUUUGCCUCAAGUUUUAUUUUUAAUAAAUUUUUAGUUGUC
This is a messenger RNA of Monodelphis domestica (gray short-tailed opossum), 863 nucleotides long. Lineage: Eukaryota; Metazoa; Chordata; Mammalia; Didelphimorphia; Didelphidae. The record is from RefSeq and is a predicted model, not a curated record.